This is a messenger RNA of Vombatus ursinus (common wombat), 1343 nucleotides long. It is a transcript of the gene BEND5, whose product is annotated as BEN domain containing 5. The transcript is spliced from 6 exons. The record is from RefSeq and is a predicted model, not a curated record. NCBI's taxonomy places the organism in Eukaryota, Metazoa, Chordata, Mammalia, Diprotodontia, Vombatidae. Gene Ontology annotation, biological process: negative regulation of DNA-templated transcription. Gene Ontology annotation, molecular function: DNA binding. The coding region runs from base 28 to 1299 and encodes 423 amino acids.
CCCGCCGCCGCGGCUCGGACCCCGGCCAUGUACGCCUUUGUGCGCUUCCUGGAGGACAACGUGUGCUACGCGCUGCCCGUGUCCUGCGUGCGCGACUUCAGCCCCCGCUCGCGCCUCGACUUUGACAACCAGAAGGUCUACGCUGUCUACCGGAGCCCCGAGCCCCCCGAGGCGGCGGCGCCCCCCGCGCCCGCGCCCGCCGGGGCCUCCUGGGGCGCGCUGCUGCCGCACAAGGCCCAGAUCCUGGCGCUGGCAGAGGACAAAACUGACCUUGAAAAUAGUGUCAUGCAGAAGAAAAUCAAAAUCCCCAAACUUUCCCUCAAUCACGUAGAAGAUGAGGAGGAAGUCCGAGACUAUGGCGAUGAUGAUGGGGAGUUUAGACACAGUAAGAGACAAGAGGGGCGGAAGCAAAGUGAGUCAGGUGCCCACAAGAGCAUCGAGGCCGUGGUGGCCCGCCUCGAGAAACAGAACGGGCUGAGCCUGGUGGGCAGGGCCAGCCCCGAGGACAUCUUUGUGGACUCCUCCAAGGGCAUGGACGGCAUGGACAGCACGGACGAUGCCGUGGUGCCUCGGGCCCUGUACGAGGAGCUGCUCAGAAGCUACCAGCAGCAGCAGGAGGAGAUGCGGCAUAUCCAGCAGGAACUGGAGAGAACUCGGAGGCAGCUGGUACAGCAGGCCAAGAAGCUCAAGGAGUGUGGGACGCUGGUGUCGGAGAUGAAGGAGCUCCGGGACCUGAACCGCCGGCUCCAGGACGUGCUGCUGCUACGGCUGGGCAGCGGUCCUGCUAUUGAGCUGGAAAAAGUAAAGUCAGAAUCCCUUGAACCCGAGCCGGAAUUACAGAAGACAUUCAGUGAGGAGGCAAAUACGUCAUCCUAUUAUCCUGUUCCCGCUCCCGUUAUGGACAAGUAUAUUCUAGAGAAUGGCAAGGUCCACCUUGGAAGUGGGAUCUGGGUUGAUGAGGAAAGGUGGCACCAGCUGCAGGUCACCCAAGGAGACUCCAAAUACACCAAGAACCUGGCCGUCAUGAUCUGGGGGACGGACGUGCUGAAGAACCGCAGUGUCACCGGCGUCGCCACCAAGAAGAAGAAGGACGCCGUCCCCAAGCCGCCCCUCUCCCCUCACAAACUGAGCAUCGUCAGAGAGUGUCUCUACGACCGAAUAGCACAAGAAACCGUGGACGAGACGGAGAUCGCACAGAGACUGUCCAAGGUCAACAAGUACAUCUGCGAGAAGAUCAUGGACAUCAACAAGUCGUGUAAGAAUGAAGAGCGGAGAGAGGCUAAGUACCACCUGCAGUGAGCCGGCGUCCAUCAGCGCGCCCAGCGCGCCGCAGCCGGGGCCUU